GCCUCCUGCACCUUGACGCAGACAUAGCUGCCUCCCUCCUUUCCUCCUCCAUCCCUCCUUCAUCCCUCCUUCUCUCCAUCCCUCCUCCAUCCCUCCUUCAUCCCUCCUCCAUUGGCAUCGCAGUCGGUGUGUGCCCAGGUGCCAUGUCCCCGCGGCGGCCUUGAAGUAUGCUGCGCCUGCCCACCCUCUUCCUCCUCCUCCUCCUCCUCCUCCUCUUCUUCGUCCUCCUCCUCGUCCUCCCCGCCGACGCCAGCAACCCCCGCACAGAUGGCGGCUGCCCCCGGAGCCUGGACUGUACCCUGCGAAGACGGGCGAUGUGCCCGCCGGGCUCCCACUCCUGCGGGCCCUGCCUCCGGGCCUUUGUGGAAGACGAGCGUGGUCUCUGCGUGCCCAGGAAGCAGCUGGCCAGAGGGAGGAUCCCAUCGCUUCCUAACCUAGAAGAAGAAAUCAACUUUCUCGCUGACGUGUUGUCGCGACAGGGGAUCCCCAGCCAGCGGAAGUCCCAUCCCGGAGAACCAGCUGGUCCAGAGGCCACAGGUCAGGAGUCCAUCCUCCACCCUUCACAGGGAAGACCCCUGCCUCAUUCCCGGGGCUCACCUGGAGUCCCCACGGCGCAUCCCACCCUGUCCUCCCAGCCCGUGAAGGUGAAACCCUUGGGAUCCCGUCAUCUUUCCAAUGAUGUCUUCGUCCUGGGGAUGAUCGUGGUCUGCACCGUCGCCGGAGCCUCGGCCCUGAUCGUGGCUGCUGUCUGUUGGUGCAGGCUCCAAAAGGAAAUCCGGCUAGCGCAGAAAACAGACUAUUUGGUCCAGAAAGUGUCCAGCUCCCCUGAGCGGGACAAGACCCCGCCGGGAGACAAGAAGCUGGCACAAAGUGCCCAGAUGUAUCACUAUCAACACCAGAAGCAGCAGAUGCUGUCCAUGGAGAAACAUAAAGAGGAGCCCCGUCAGGCGGACACGGCCUCCUCGGACGAGGAGAACGAAGACGGAGAUUUCACCGUGUACGAGUGUCCAGGCCUGGCCCCGACCGGAGAAAUGGAAGUGAGGAACCCGCUCUUCGAGGACUGGGCCCUGCCCCCGCCCCCCAAGACGUCGUCACCCCUGCCCACGGCUCCCGGACCCCAGACCGGACGGGACUGAGAUCACCUAGGCCGAGCUUCUCCAGAGGGAGGGGUUUGGGAGGGGCUGAGGAGGGGGACAGUCCCGUUCCCACAUUGCUUCCCGCCGCCCUUCCCUCCAUCCUUCAACAAGUUGUAAAAAAUCCAAGGCCCCGAAACCUUCUCCCACCCUAUGUCCUCCCAAGAGAGCUGGCCAUCCCCGGGCCAUCCCAGGACCACCCCCUGGCCAUCUCCAAGGCGGGCCCUCCUUUCCCCACCCCAUAGGGUGAGAGCCUGGUUGUGGAGGUUAUCGGUUGGGGCGGUUUUCUUCAUUCCUGCCCUUUCUCUUUAUGUUUCCCGUACCCAGGGUGGGGCUGGAGGGUGCAGAGGGGAGCAUGAGCCAAACUCUCUGGGUUCCAGGUUUCCGGCAGGAAGGGGUGGAGUUGUUCCCUGGUCUUUCUCACUUCCCGCUCAGGCAUCAGGCUGGUGGUUCCCUGAUCACACUCCGGGGCAAAGGGGAUCGAAACCAACAACACGAGGCUUGGCUUCCCUCCCUCAACGAGCCAGGGCCUGGCCCCCAGCCGCCUCCCGCUUUCCCGGCCUGCCAUCCCGGAUCCAUCCCGGCUGGCUGGAACCUAGGCGGCAGGCCGGGCCGGGAUCAGCAGGGCCCGAGUUCCGGGGUCUCUGGGGCAGACCCAACGGCUCUCUUCUGUACUUUGUUCUUGGUGUGGAUUUCUGUUUUUUGUUUGUUGGGGUUUUUUUUCCUCUUCCUAUACUCCCUCCACCACCCCCGGCCCCGCUUCUUGUCCAUAUCGUAUUAAUAUUUGUUUGGAGAUGAAAUUUUAUUAAAAGAAUAUUUCAAACCA
This is a messenger RNA of Tachyglossus aculeatus (Australian echidna), 1959 nucleotides long. RefSeq names its product neural proliferation, differentiation and control 1 (gene NPDC1). Gene Ontology annotation, cellular component: membrane. Bases 168 to 1136 code for a protein of 322 amino acids. The record is from RefSeq and is a predicted model, not a curated record. The transcript is spliced from 9 exons. Lineage: Eukaryota; Metazoa; Chordata; Mammalia; Monotremata; Tachyglossidae.